Molecule: messenger RNA, 2337 nt
Organism: Schistosoma haematobium
Lineage: Eukaryota; Metazoa; Platyhelminthes; Trematoda; Strigeidida; Schistosomatidae
Exons: 6
Coding region: 287-1048 (253 amino acids)
Molecular function (GO): protein binding
Source: RefSeq, a predicted model, not a curated record
AAACUAUUUCAUACAGUCCUGAUUUUCUAGUCGUGAACGCGAACAAACGUGGGGACAAUCGAAUGUGUUUGAACACAAAACUACAGAAUCUCUUAGUAAAAUCUGAGAACCAUACAAAUUUAGAUUUCUCGAAUCUCUAUGACCUUUAAUACCCUGGUAACCAGUUAAACGAAACAGUACAAAUAUCAAAGUUAAUCAAUUAUUUGUUUAUUUAUUUAUAGUAUUCUGUUUCAAUUUUGAAUUAAAUUAACAUUUUUCAAUUAAAAAGAACAAAUAAACAUUAAUUAUGACAAAUGUAUCAUUAAGACUUUAUAUUGAAACUGAUGAUACUGAGUAUCCAGGAUUGAAGAGAUUAAAAUUACAAGGAAAAGAUUUAGAAAAUGUACCAGCUGAAUUGUUCAUGUUAAGAGAAUUACAAGUAUUAGAUAUGAGUCCAGAAAGACAACCAUCAUUAACUUAUAAAUUGUUAGAACUUCCGUCAGAUAUUGGUUAUUUAAUUAAUCUUAGAAUAUUAAUAUUGGAUACAAAUGAAUUGCAUAGUCUACCGUCUGAAAUUGGUUCAUUAACACAAUUAGAAAAAUUAUCUGCAUCAAAUAAUCAACUGAAAAGUCUACCUACAUCAAUGGAGAGAUUAAAGCAAAUGAAAAGUCUACAUUUGGCGAAUAAUUUAUUCGCUGAAUUUCCUAAACCAAUAUUGAAAUUAACGAAGUUGGAGUUCUUAGAUUUAAGUAGUAAUCAUUUGGAAACUUUACCAUCAUCUAUAACUGAAUUAAUCAAUUUAGAAAGUUUAUUAUUAUUCGACAAUCGUUUGACCAGUUUACCAGAGGAUAUUGGUGAAUUACGAAAUAUAAGAUGUUUAUGGUUGGGUGAUAACAGACUGGAAAGUUUGCCACAAUCCAUUGUUGAACUACGUGGAUUGAUAUGGUCACCAUUAUUAUCGCCAAGUACAACAGUUGGUGGAAACCCUUUAAAAGAUCCACCGAUUAAAGUAUGCAGUGCAGGACUAGAAGAACUGGAUAGAUAUUUCGGUGUGGAAAUAAUUAAAUGAAUCUACGCGUGCAAACAAAAAGAAUUCUGUAACAAUUAUACACCAUAAAUGACUAGUACUUAUCUAGACAAAAUUCAUUUCUCAGUUGAACAUGAUAAACAAUUUAUUGAUAUUUUCAAUGAUAUAUAUAUAUAUACUACUCACUUGUCGAAAUUAUGCUUACUAACAAGACUAUGAAUACGCACUGAAUAGCAAUCUAGCUAAAUUUCGCAUAUCUCACUAGACUUGUUUUUGAUGACUACACCAUAAUAGUCAGUAGCUUUGUGUAACGACGUAAGUUUGGAUUGAGUCAAUAGGAACAUAAGUUAUUCUGUGUGGUGUUUCAUCAUAAGUAAUCUACCAUUAAUUUUAGAGAUGACAUGACAUUUGCAAACUAAGCACCCAACAAAAAACCUAUUAAUGUAUGAACUGAGAUAAGAACAUUUCAAACUAAUAUCAUAUUGGAUGUAAAGUAUUUCCUUUAAUGAGAUUGAAAGCAUAGGUUUGCCUAUGUUUUCUGUUUGACACAUAAGGGAAGAAUGAAGAUGUGACAUUAUUGCUUUUGACACAAUUAUGCAGUUCCGAAUAGGGUUACGAGCUGAACAACUUUUCUUUGCAGUUUUCGAACUAUUUUUGCUAGUCAAAUGUACAAAAGACACUCUGAACUUGUGUUAUUGAGUGACACAGUAUUUCUCCACAUAACUCUUCAAAUUGUACCAAAAAAGUAUUGAUUUUAGAUGCAAGUUUGUGGACUGUUAAAAAUAUUGAAUUGAUUGACGUUAGAUAUGAUAAUUUAAUGGUAAUUAUGAUACGUUUAAGCGACUUUAGAACUAUUUUAAUUAGCUAUUAAUAUAUAUUUUUAAAUACCUAUAACUUUUGGCUAUUUCCCGAUAAUUUACGUAAAUACAAUUUACAAAAAAUAUUUUGUUUUGUAUUCUUGUUUUCUUAAGCUUCUAAAGUUCACAUGAUGACAGAAGCUUAAGAAGUGAGAUAUAGAACUUACUCAUUUGCAUAAUCAUAUAAAUUAGACAAAAUGACUAGUUCCAACCAGUAUAAAAAAUGACAUCUUACAAACUCUUUUAUUUUUACAAGUAGUUAAAUUGGCAAAAAAAUAAAAUCCAUAAUUACACAACACCACACCCAUUGUAAGUACUAAGUCCAUUUAAGAGAUGGGUUAGGAAUUUAAUUUACUACUUAGUUAUGAUAUACAAUAAUUUGUACAACAACAAAACAACUACACCAUACCUAACAAUCCUUCCAAUUGAAAUGUUUAUUUUUCUUAGUUCUUAAUAGAUUCAAUUGAAAUCACG